AUGUCCAUCACCGACUUCCUCAUCAAAUUCCUCGCCGGCUACGCCGCCCUCACCACCUUCUUCUACACCCUAUCCCUCGCCAUCCCCAAAGCCGGCUUCAUCGCCCGCGCCCUCGCCGCCUACAUCUCCCUCCUCAUCUGCGCCCUCUUCGGCGUCCUCGCCUCCAUCGUCCUCACCCUCCUCGGCAAGCAGGGCAUCGCGCAAUGGGCCACCGCCCGCUCGUUCCACUACGUGAUGCGCCUCACCACCGGCAUAUCCUUCCGCGUCGACGACCCGGCCAACGUGCUCGGCACCGUCCGCCCCGCCGUCUUCAUCGGCAACCACCAGACCGAGCUGGACGUGCUGAUGCUGGGCGCCAUGUUCCCCAGGUGGUGCAGCGUCACCGCCAAGUCGGACCUCAAGCACAUCCCCUUCCUGGGCUGGUUCAUGCGCCUCAGCGGCUCCAUCUUCAUCGACCGCAAGAACUCCAAGGACGCGCGGGACGCCAUGGCCGGUGCGGCAAAGGAGAUCCAGAGCAGGCAGCAGAGCGUGUACAUGUUCCCCGAGGGGACGAGGAGCUACGCCAAGGAUCCGGUGUUGCUGCCGUUUAAAAAGGGUGCUUUUCAUCUGGCUGUCCAGGCGGGCGUGCCGAUUGUGCCGGUUGUGGUGGCGAAUUAUAGCCAUGUCCUGCAUAUCAAGAGCAUGGUUUUUCGUGCGGGGACUGUUCCCAUUAAGGUUUUGGACCCUAUUCCGACCAAGAACCUCACCGCCGCAGACGUCGACGAGCUUGCCCGCACUACUCGCGAGCUCAUGCUCACUGAACUCCUGGCACUGACUGAAAAGGCUCGUGGUCGCCCCAUUGCAGUUCCUGCGUCUGCUGGCAAUUCAUCAGCCAAGAGCUCCGGCGUGGAUCUCAACUCCAAGUGA
This is a messenger RNA of Pochonia chlamydosporia 170, 906 nucleotides long. RefSeq names its product acyltransferase domain-containing protein. Gene Ontology annotation, cellular component: membrane; endoplasmic reticulum. The record is from RefSeq and is a predicted model, not a curated record. The transcript is spliced from 2 exons. Gene Ontology annotation, biological process: phosphatidic acid biosynthetic process. NCBI's taxonomy places the organism in Eukaryota, Fungi, Ascomycota, Sordariomycetes, Hypocreales, Clavicipitaceae. Gene Ontology annotation, molecular function: 1-acylglycerol-3-phosphate O-acyltransferase activity. The coding region runs from base 1 to 906 and encodes 301 amino acids.